AUGUUUCCACAAAUUUUAAAAAUAAAGAUGAGAGCAAGAUACAUUAUAUCUGCCCUGGUUUCUAAAACGUAUUCUUAUAUCAUCCCUCAUCUCCAAGCAUUCAAGUCCAAAUACCCCGACAUAAAGCUCGAAACAUUCGAUGACUUGAACCAGUUUCAAAAUUCAGAUCACUGGGGACGCACCGACGUUCUCUGUAUGCUAUUCUGUUCUUCCUCAACUCUAAAUGAGUCUUUACGCAGCAAUCCUUUAAAAUGGGUUCACUCAUUUACCUCAGGGGUAGACGCAUACAUGACCCCAGAAUUUAAAUCAAGCCCAAUCCCUCUCACAAAUUCAAAAGGUGCAUAUAAUGAUUCCCUCAUGGAAUAUGUGCUGGCCUCAAUGCUUUAUUUCAAUAAAAAAUUCUCAAUUCUUGAGACUCAAAAAAGUAAUAAGGAGUAUAAACCUUUCCUUAUGCCCACGCUAUAUGGGUCAACUUUAGUAAUUCUGGGGUAUGGAUCUAUAGGAAAAUCAAUAGGAAAAGUUGGGAAAAGUUUAGGAAUGAAGGUGAUUGGAGUAAAAAGAACAGCUACAGAGCCAGAUGAAGGGGCUGACGAAAUUAUAGAAACACAAAGACUUCAUGAAGUGCUUCCUCAGGCAGAUUUUUUGGCAAUGGCAAUGCCAAAUCACCCUUCAGCUCACAAUAUCAUGUCAAUGAGAGAAUUUGCACUGAUGAAAAAAACUGCAGUUUUAGUGAAUAUAGGUUUUCUCCUAGAUAGCCCUGUAAAGGCUGUGGAUUCUGGGUAGAAUCUUUCAGUUGGUUCGACCAACUCACUUGUUGGUUCCACCAGCCAAAGGAUUCCACCCUGAAUCCACAGCCCUUAGAGGGCUAUCUAGGGGACACCCUUAUAUUGGAAGAGGAAACAGUAUAAAUGAAGAUGAUUUAGCAAAUGCAUUGAAUAAUGAUAUCAUAGGUGGAGCCGCAUUAGAUGUGUUUAAAACAGAACCUUUACCUCUGACGUCUCCAUUAUGAACUGCGAAAAAUUUGAUAAUUUCUCCUCAUAAUGCUGAUAUGGUUGUAGAUUUGGCUCACUUGUGCGUUGGGUGCUUUGAAAAUCAUCUCAUAAAUUUCCUUACUCCCCCCCCCCUCCGUGAGCGAACAAAACCAUUAGAAAAAUCGCCAUUUUUUGACCAAAAACCCACCCUCCGUGAGUGAACAAAAAUUUUUUUAAUAGAAAAAAUUUUAAUGGAAAAAAAUUUUGAUAUAUAAGUGAUAAUUAGUAUAAUGAAAUCUAGAGCUAAUUCUGUUUAAUUUUAAACAAAAUUGCGUUUUAAAAACAUAAAUUUUGCAAAUUGAAUUAAUAUUUGCUUCCAAUUUUUGCAAAUUAGGAUUUUUUUAAAUUUCGAAAAAAAUAUUUUUUAUAAAAUUUAUAUAUAAAUUUUUUAUAAAAUUUAUAUAUAAAUUUUUUUUAAAAAAAAAAAUUAACCCCCCUCCGUGAGCGAACAAAAUUUUUUUUUUGUUCGCUCACGGAGGGGGGGGGGGGAGUUAGUGGGAAGCCAUUUACUAGUGUAGUAGAUAAAGAAAAAGGAUAUUAA
This is a messenger RNA of Blepharisma stoltei, 1572 nucleotides long. NCBI's taxonomy places the organism in Eukaryota, Ciliophora, Heterotrichea, Heterotrichida, Blepharismidae. The record is from the annotation of a GenBank genome assembly.